Molecule: messenger RNA, 4281 nt
Organism: Tigriopus californicus
Lineage: Eukaryota; Metazoa; Arthropoda; Copepoda; Harpacticoida; Harpacticidae
Product: mucin-2-like
Exons: 3
Coding region: 377-3502 (1041 amino acids)
Source: RefSeq, a predicted model, not a curated record
CAAGCCGUCAUCAUUUCAAGAUCUCUAUUAAUUCAUCAGAAGACAUUAUGGAGAAGCGGAACUGAGAACUUGAACAGGAGGAUUUCACGUCAAACCAAAGUCCACUAUCUGAAAUCGAUGAAUGCUUGUGGAUGUGCCGUCAACAAAAUAAACGGGAACACAAAAGCAACAACAACAGUGAAGAAUCAAGCGGAAGCCGACCGAGUCCCUCAUUACGGUUCCAGUGCGUUCUGUGGAAACACCGGCAUUUUAUUUAUGGUCAGCCAUCCGGAAUCGUAUUCAAGCACGUUGUCGAAUCCAAGAAAUAUGUGAUGAUGUGCGGACUUUAGAGAGAGAGAAUUAUAUUGUUGUGAGUGCUACGAAUUCUACAAGAACAAUGUGGGGUGCCCGCAUCUUUUUGCUUGUGUUGUCCUUGAUGGUGCUCGAAAGUGAGGGACUUUUUUUCAACCUCUUCAAGAAGAAUCGGGGAGUCCCAACAAGGAGACCCUCCUAUUAUCCUGGGAAUUCAAACAAUGUAAAGCCUAGUUAUUCCCCUCCCGUGGGACAAUGGCGUCCCAUUCAGCAGAAUCAGAUCCAACCGAGUUACCAUCCUCCAAAAGGGAACUCCUUCUCGAAGUCCAAGAGAAAGUUUAAGUGGGACAUCUUGGGGAUAUUCGGGAGCAAAAAACCGACGUCCAGUGGAUAUCGACCCGCAUAUAAGCCUUUGUACAACUACAACACACCGGGACAUAGACCGGGUCGACCCCAAGGGGGGUAUGGACCUCCUAGUCAAGGCACCAAACCUGGAUAUGCACCUCCUAGUCAAGGCACCAAACCUGGAUACCGACCUCCUAGUCAAGGCACCAAACCUGGAUACCAACCUCCUAGUCAAGGAACCAAUACCGGAUACCAACCUCCUAGUCAAGGAACCAAUACCGGAUAUCAACCCUCUUGCCAAACCACAAAGCCCGGGUAUUUACCUCCACCGGGGCGACCCCAAACCCCUGGAAACUUUCAUCAAGGCAAUCGACCUUCGUAUCCUCAACAGCCAGUUGGAACAACUCGGCCACAAAACGGAUACUUGCCUCCAAAUACUAAUCCUGGGACACAUUUCCCCACCUUUCCUACCCAAGCACCUCCAGUGAUCUUCCCAAGUGAUGACGGCUAUGGAUCUCCUCAAGCAUCGGUCAUUGGCCAACAAUCAAAUCUCGGAAUUUUCCAGAAUAACAACAAUAAUAAUGAUAAUAAUAAUAUUGGUGGCAGUUCUGGCAUUAGUCAACCUGCAUCCACGGGGUACGGUUCCCCGCAAGCUCCAGUUCUUGGACUGGAGUUCCCGACCCAAUCUUUUCUGCCUCCCAAUCAAGGCUUCUCCGUACCCACUAAUGUUCCAUCAACUUUCAACCCUCCUCUGACCUCAAAUACCAAUCCGUCUAGCCAAACAACCACAGGGGUUUUCUUGACUCAGUCCAAUAAUAAUGGCGUUGAUCAAUCUCAAGCUCCAAGUUUAGCCGCUCCUACGCAACCCUCGACCAGGCAGCCAGAUACUGGCUAUGGGUCUCCCUUGGGAUCUGUGAUUGCUUCUGAUGAUUUUGGAUCGUCGGUGAUCACCCCAGAGUUGGCAUUGGACGCCAAUGACGGUGGUGCCUUGCCUUUAGGAUCCAUUGCCAACUCAAUCAACAAUCCACCUUCCCAAACCUUGGCUUUAGAGACUCCUCUUAUUGUGGAAGCAUUGAGAAACAAUGACGCUGAAGGUGGUGAGCCUCUAGCUGAACUGUCUAGUUUUGGUGAUGAAUGGAUCCCGAUGACCAUGGCCAAAAUCAUGGAAAUGUUUUCACUUCCACAAAAAUCAGACGCUCAAACCUCGACCAAAGAAAAUCUUGCGCAAAGCAGGGCCAAUCAAUCUGGUCCCCAAGUGGUCUUGGUUCAAGACACCGUUCGUAAUCCCUUCACUCAAAGUAGCGAGAAACAAGUGACCAAAGGCAGAAAUAAUCUGUCCCAAGUCAUCGUAAAGGUGAACAAGGAGGAAAUUGAAGACGUAGCUACUUUGGAGCCUCCUUACUCCGCCAAGGAGGUUCGUCAAACUGCCACCACCAGUUACACGUCUACCACAACAAUUCCAGCCACUUUAGAGGUAGAAUUGCUUAUUGUUGAAGAUGUGACCCUUGAAGAUGAGGAACAAAAACCUGAUCCACCACCCACUCCCUCUCCUAUGGUGGGAACAACAACCUGGGUUGUCGGCGAAAAUAAAACUAUUGUGGAGCCCACUCCUGGGAAUCCGGAAGAGCCCGAAACAGAAGUUCCCCUUCUGGAGGUCCAGAUUGAAGAAGAAGAAGAGCUGAAUGCAAGAGACGGGAAAUCGAUUGACCCCGAUCGAAUUGGCUUACUGCCUGACAUGACAAACCUUGACAACUCCCAUGAGCGGAAUGCCAUUCAUGACACUGAAAAUGAGAUUCAAAAUUUAAGAGAGUCCUUGAACAAAGUGCCAUAUAGUGCCACAGCAAUGAGUCCAACAGCAUCGCCAACGCCUUCGAGUUUGAAUGCGUUUGUGUCCUUGGCUCUGGACGAGGCGAUCCCAAGAGAAGAGACUACUCCCACUUCCAAACAAGAGCAUCCCAAGUCAAUCCUGGAAAUCCUGCAUGUGAUAGACCAAGAGCCUUUUGAGCGCGAUAAUUUUGUUCGUGAGCAUGAUCAUGAUCUGGAUUUUAGCACUCUGCAAGAUCCAGAGAUGCCAACUAUUGAUUAUGAAUACUACACCGACUUUGCUGACCAUCCCAAUGAUGAAGCAUUGGACCCAGCUACCAUUAGUGACAAUGCCUUCUUCAACGUUCUCCGUGAGGACAAUAACGAUAAAUGGGUGUGGGCGGACCGAGACACCUCAACUAAGCAUGAACCGAAACCAACCACAACAGUCUCCACUACUUCAGCAACAGUAAUGGCAACUACUACUACUACAACUACUACUACUACUACAUCUACUACUACAACUGCUACUACUAAGAUUACCAUUGCUACUACUACAACUACAACAAAGACAACAGUUGUGACAACAAAUACUAUAUCGACAACAACAGUAGCGACAACAACGACUAUCAAACCAACUUCUAUUGUAUCUAGUUCUAGUUCCACUCCAUCCUCUAGUAUCACCACAUCGGAAAGCAAUUCAUCUGAGAACAGCGUUUCACCCACUGAGGCAGUUGAUGAAUCUCCAACCCUGAUCCCAAUGACAGAUAGUCCGGUUAUUUGGGUCUCUGAUCCAGCCGAGGACUUUGGAGAAGAGACCAACUCCAUCCCAGAUGAGAAGAAUUCCCUCACGCGCUCCCUCCAGGCCCAAAUCCAAUCUACUUCAGAGGUCCUGCCUUCACUAGUAGAGGAGAGAGAAGAAGAAAACGUGAUCGACUCCAAGCCAAAUUUGCUUGUGGAUGGUCAAAAAAAUUCCGCCCCAUUGGUUUGGUAUUACCCAAUCCAUGGCAAGCCUUUUAGAUCCUUCAUCCCUUCCGUUAAAUACUCCUCAAUAUCUGGUUAAGUUUUCCAAGUUCUUGUUAUGUUUUGUUGGCAAUAAAAUACCAACACUCAGAUUUCAAUGUUAAUCAAGAGGACUCUGUUUCUGAUUGAAUAAAAUCUUAACUCAGAGAGCGGUAGCACCAAUUGGGUACAAGACGUCAAAGAGAACGGCGCAUGUUCCGCAAACGUAUUGCUCAUCAUUGCCAUCAUUGACACAAGCGGUUCCAGACAAGGGGGUAGAAUCAGUUCCGCAUUGAGGGGUGGAGUUUCUCUUCAAACGAAUGUAACCAUCCUCGCCCCAAGAAGGUCCCCAGGAGUUUCUGACAAUCCAGUAGUCUCCCUCAUCGGGAUCGGUUCCGUAUCCUACCAUUUGCACGGCGUGGUUGAUGACAAUGUUGCUAUCAUAGGGGCACCCAUCGAAGACACCACCGCCAUAGAAUCCCCAGAAGGAAGCAUCAACGGCCACGGCCAAAGGUCCAACGGUAGCCAAAUGGUUCAAGAUGGCAUUGUAGUCGUUACGGGGAAGGAGCUCAUAACCACGGACGGUGACGGCCUUGUUCAUGUCGGAGGAGUCGUCGCAAGAGCCACUAGCUCCGUUGCCUCCAGAUUGGUAGGGCCAGUCAUCCUCGCUCACCAAACCAAACAACUGGACGUAGGUCCAGCCCAAUUGAGGAAUGGAUCCUUGGCAUCCACCGGUUCCGCCGCAUUGGAGCUCAUUGGGAGUGCAAGAAGUGAUCUGUUGGGCGGACAGCUCCAUGAGGCUUCCGUUGUUGAUAGCCACAUAAGAUUCAAUGCUCUCAA